CAAGCCAUCCAGUCUUCGAUGUACCUAGACGCUAAUAAUCAAUAGGCAUGCAUUCGGUGCAGAGCGCGAAAGGCCCGAUGUGAUGGUGGGACACCUGAGUGCUCGUCCUGCAAGACGAACGGUGUCAAUUGCAACUACCCAGCUACCCGCAAGACCCGUGGACCGGCAAAGAAAAAGAGGGCAUUUGAGGGCGUUCAAGAGACAUCCCAAGAGACCGGUGAUUUAGUCCCUGCAGAGGUGAUUAAUGAACGGCCAAUGCUACCAGAAAGCGCGACAGUACUACAUGGCAACCCAAGGGCACCUGUGCCAAUCUUCACUGGCUUCUUGCAUCCUGAUGUGUACGACAAGAACUUCAAAUAUCUAAAGGAGCGUAUUAGUGACGAUGCCACUGGACACCGGCCCACGCCUCUAUUUCCUAUCCUGAUAUCAAAACGGCUGACGGCAAACGCCUUCGACGACGUGAUGUCAGAGUAUCAGAUCAUUGAUAAGCCGAAGUUCGUUGCCCUCCUUGAAGCGCAAUACGCUCUAAGCCUUGUCGACCACGCUGGCGACCCCGCAAGAUGGGCGAUGGUGAACGCUAUCCUCGCCCUUGCAUUACGGGUUAAAAUAGCCCCUGGCUCGGAACAAACACUUAGAGCAUUCCCGUGCAGCUUCUAUCGAAAUGCGGUGGCUGUUCUACCUGAACUCAUCUUACAGAGAUCAAAUUUGCUCGCAGUACAAGCACUCCAAGCAAUGGCUGUCUAUGCACGGGAAACACAGGAUUAUCAGGCCUUCGCUAUGCUAGCUAGCAAUGCUUUACACUUACUAGAGCUUCUAGGACCCUUGCACCUAUCAUCCCACCAGGGGCUAAAUGAGGAGGAUAGAAGGCAGUAUGCGAAUGCAUAUGUCAUUACACAGGUAUUCAAGAAGGUAACGAAUGCGCGUUAGGCUUCAAGCACAUCUCAGAACUAGCCGGAAUAGCUCGUCCUCUCUAGUAACAAAAUAAGUAGUUUCUAUGGCUUCUGCAAAGCUACAAGGGUGAAAUGGUGUAUAUGGUCUCGUGCUACAUCGGGUACAAAGUUAACUUUAACUUAUUCUAUCAUAGAUUUAAC
Emericellopsis atlantica is the source of this 1091-nucleotide messenger RNA. RefSeq lists its product as uncharacterized. The transcript has 2 exons. Lineage: Eukaryota; Fungi; Ascomycota; Sordariomycetes; Hypocreales; Bionectriaceae. The record is from RefSeq and is a predicted model, not a curated record. The coding region runs from base 256 to 927 and encodes 223 amino acids.